This is a messenger RNA of Chaetomium fimeti, 654 nucleotides long. Its product is annotated as RmlC-like cupin domain-containing protein. Gene Ontology annotation, cellular component: cell wall. Lineage: Eukaryota; Fungi; Ascomycota; Sordariomycetes; Sordariales; Chaetomiaceae. The transcript is spliced from 3 exons. Gene Ontology annotation, molecular function: manganese ion binding. The record is from RefSeq and is a predicted model, not a curated record. The coding region runs from base 1 to 654 and encodes 217 amino acids.
AUGUUCUCCAAAGCUCCCGCCGCCCUCGCCGCUGUACUGGCCUUGCCCGCUGUGGCCAUGGCCCUCACUAUCCCUGCUCAAUUGCAACUUGCCGACACUGCCGUCGACAGAUAUAAAAUCCUCCCUACGAACGACGACUUCUUCUUCGAUUUCAACACGGCCUCCUUCCCCUUGGCCAACCGCCAAACCUUCCCUGCCCUUGUCGGGACCAACAUUGCUCUAGCCAUCACAGCAAUCGAGGGCUGCAGCAUGGCCUCCCUCCACAUCCACCCGCGCUCCGCCGAGAUCUUCGUCGUCCUCUCGGGCCGCAUCCUCACAGAAAUGAUCCCGGAGGGCGGCGUGGUCGACGCCGACGGCAAGCCGCGGCUGAUCCGCACGGAGCUGGCGGCCAACCAGACCACCAUCUUCCCGCAGGGCUCCUUCCACGCCCAGAUGAACCCGGAGUGCACGCCGGCCUUUGCCGUCGCCGCGUUCGCGUCCGACGACCCGGGCGCCGCGCUGGUCGUGCCCCAGGCCUUUCAGCAGUCGGAUGAGUUCGUGGUGAAUUCUUUUGGCGGGGCGUUGGCCGCGGAGGAUCUGGCGAGGUUUCGGGCGGCGAUUCCGCAGGGGCCGUUCUUUGAUGUGGAGGCGUGUCGGAAGAGGUGUGGGUUGUGA